CGGUAAACCCAAUUUAAUAAAUAUAAGCCUCUAUAGGUACCUAAAGCAAAGAGAUAAUGACUGGUAAUGCUCUCUGCUUCGCCUGUUUUGGAGACAAGAAAUAAUUGUGGUAAUAUUGCGAAAGACUCCAAAUAAAUGCUAAAGGUCCAUAAAACUUCUACAACCGAUGGUUCAUGAUUGAUCAAUAAAGCUAGUACAAAGGUAGGUAGAACUAAAAAUUCAAUUCUGAAACAUACAAGACACACAUUAUUUGUUAAUAAAACAUGAAACACGCAAAGUGUAGUUUAUAAUCAUAAACUGUUAAAGAUUAUAUAUAUAUAUAUAUAUAUGUAUGUGUAUAUAUAUAUGUAUAUAUAUAUAUAUAUAUAUACCUGAAAGUAUCAUGAUUAUGAUCAUAUGUAGCCUUAAAUUUCAUAUACAUUAGAUAAAUCGUUGUAUAUGAUGCUGAGAGAAAUAUAAUCUUCAUAAAAGUGUUGUAGGCUGAAAUGUAUGUGUUUACCAGAUCUAGAUAUCGUGUCGUGUAAACUAGUGCAAAUAAUAUUUGCGAUUUUCCGCUGAUACCUAUAUAUCAUUUGUAUUAAAUAAAUUAUAAAUAAAUAUUGAAUAUUGAAGAAUAAUCAAUAAAAACGUGUUAAAAGGAAUAAAAUAUUAGAUAGAGAAAUCAUUAAUAUAUCAUGGUUAGUAUUGAAAGACGACAAUACAAACCGGCACAACUUCGUGUUUUCCAUAUUUUUAAUAGCAAUAUAAUAAUGGCUAAAAGGUGCGAUAAGUCACCUAAGAGGCGAAAAAUGUUCAUAUCUUCGUUUACUAAUCACUAAUUCCUUCACACAAAGGAUAAAACCACACAGUGCACCAAUCUCUUAACGCAUCUAAAUAUGACGUGGCUUUAGACGCUGCAUUGGCAGAUGGCCGAACGAUUAGUACUAUUUCAGCCGGAAGUGUAUACGUAUUUAUGUGAAUGAAACGUCCUCCUUUGUUCUUCUUAAAUACUAUUUACAAAUGCAUUUAAAUAUAAGAAACACCUUUAUCUUUGAGAAUAUUUAUAAAUAUUUCCAUCUUCUACAUGAUAAUCUUAAUAAUUUAUUUAAAAAAAAUUAUAUAAAGAAGAAAAAAAUUCCUUGUAGUUUGAUUCGCCCGCGCAUUGUUUCCACAAAAUGUUUACCAAUAAUAUUUUUACACCGCGUUGGGCGUAUUAAUUUUUAUGCCAAUUUUUCGUGAUCGUUAUUUAAAUAAUAUAUUUUUUGUUAAUAAAAUUUUUCUUAACCUCGCCGAAUUUUUUUCCAAAUAUUAUCUGUUGAUACAUCUAAAAAUAGUAUAUAUAAGAUAUAUUUUGAUUGUUAAUUAUUGAUACAAUUUUCCAUCCAGAGAUUUUAAUUUUCAAAAGUUUGCGAAAAUUAAUCUAUAUGAUUACUAAUCUUGCCAAUAGAUGGUUACUGUAUGGUUACUCUGCGAAGUAAACAAUUUGAAUAGGUUGCAAGUAAAAUCUGAAAUUAUUUUUAUUGUUUAUUAGUUCAUUAGAAGUUGUGAUGAAAAAUGGAAAAUGCCGAAUUAGAACGAAUAAAAAUAAAACUCCUUAAAGAAACAUCUGCUUUGGAAAAAGAACUCAAAGAGCAAGAAAGCAUUGGACAUCAACAAUUAUCUUCUUUGGCCGAAAAUGCAAAAGAAGACUAUAUGAAUAAAUCUUCAUUGGAAGAAAAUAAUAAAUUAUGUGAUUUUUCACAUCACCUAACUGGAAUAAUGUUUAAAGAUGCGAAAAAAGAUUGGAUUGAUGAUAAAAUUUAUAAGUAUACAGCUAAUGUAGUAACCAAAGCUAUUAGCUUUUAUUUAGAAUUAACCAUGGAUUUGAAAGAUGAUCCUGAUUUCGAAGUAAUUGAUAUAACUUGUCACUUUAUGGAUGUUCCACCUUGUUUUAUGUUAGAAAUGACACCGUGGGUUCAAUUUCUUGCCAAGUUAAAAAAUUUCUCCUUUUUUAUGUCUGCAAUCUCUGAUUAUAGUCAAUAUAAUGUUUUGCGCAACAAAAUUGUAAAUUCUUUACAUACUAAUAAUUAUAUAAAUUUUUAUGACCAUGAAGAAGGAAAUGGUGGAAUUUUAUUAGAUCUAAGAUCACCGAAAAAUCCAGACCAGAUAUAUCUAAAAUAUCAAUGGUCAUUGAAAUUUUUUGAAAAAACCUGUCAUAUAGAGCAUUAUUUUACAAUAAAUGCUACAGAAUUUGGCAUGGAAUUUGUUGAAGCAAAUACUUCAUUACUUAAGCAAUUUUGCAAGUUGAAUCUCAAGAAGAAAGAUCUGAUUGAACUAUGGGCACAAUUAUGUACUGCUAUUGACAUUUAUGAAGAUAAAAAUAUAUGAAAUAUUCAAUGUUUAAAUA
Molecule: messenger RNA, 2365 nt
Organism: Vespa velutina
Lineage: Eukaryota; Metazoa; Arthropoda; Insecta; Hymenoptera; Vespidae
Exons: 5
Coding region: 1534-2346 (270 amino acids)
Source: RefSeq, a predicted model, not a curated record